AUGAGUGACGAUAUAAAUAAUAAAUUGGUUAACUAUUUAAUUCAUAAACCAAAAGAUUAAGUUAUAGAUAAGUUUGAAGAAUAUUUUAGCUUUCUCAAUAAUGACGAGCCUUCAUGGAUUUUAUACGAAGGUAUUUUAUAUCCUUCAGUAAGUGUAGCAUUUUAAGGGGCAAGAGCUUAGGAUUUUGAGAUAAAGUAGAAAAUAGCAGAUGUAGAUUCUCCUGAUGAUCUCAUAUUACUAGCUUCUGAAAUCGAAGAUCCUCCUGAUUGGGAGAAUAGAAGAUUAAAAGUCAUGGAAAUUCUAAUUAGAGAUAAAUUUCGUCGUUCUCUUGAAUUGAGAGAGAGAUUAAGACUAACUGAAGAAAAGUAGCUAGUUUGCAGAUUUUUCGAAGAAUCACCUAGUAAUUUGUUUUGGGGUAUAGUUGGAAGCAAAGGAUAAAAUUAGAUAGGAAGAAUUUUAGAAAAGGUUAGAGGAGAUAUUCAUUAAAAUGUUGAUUUGAAAAAGUGGAUGUAAACUAAAUUUCCUUUGCAAUAGGACAAGAUUUUGUUACCAGUAAUCACUUUGAAUGUUUCAAAAGAUGGAGAAUAGAUUGAAACUAUAACAUUAAAAGAAAGAAGUUAUUAUUAUAUGGGCUAAUAUAAAACAAAUAGCGUUAUCCUGGCUCAUCCAAGUAUUUCUCGUUUACACGCUUGUUUGAUCUGUGAGGAAGGUAAUAAAGUUAGACUUGUUGAUAUGGAAUCUAAAUCAGGUUCUUUUGUUAAUGGGGAGAUAUUAGAGAAGCUUUUUGAUAAAGAAUUGCAGACAGGAGAUAUUUUGACUUUUGCUUUAUCUACUCGCUCUUAUGAGAUUAAUAUUGAUUAUACUGCAGCUAAGUAAGAGUUGCAAAAAAGAAGCAUUCAAUUACAACAGUAAGUUAAGCAACUUUAGAAAUUGAACUAACCUUCGAUUACUCCUGAAGAACUUCGUAGAAUUAUGGGAUUUGAUAUUGAUAAUACUUUAUUUAUCAGUGGAUUACCUGAUAAUGCUACUGUUUUAGGUAUUAGAGAAAUGUUUGAGAGAAUAAGUGAACCUAAAAACAAGGAUGAAAAUGAAAAGAAAAAAUUUUAAGGAAUUAAAAUCAAAGUUUAAGAAGUAAAAAUUCCUGUUGACAAGUGGUCAGGAAGACCAAAAGGCUUUGCUUAUGUUACAUUUUAGACCAGGGAAGAUUUUAAUAAUGCACAAUUGUACUCCUUUGGUUUGAAGUAUGGGGAAGUAAAGCUUAAAGUUAAGGUGGCAGAUAAGGAUAAAUCUGCUUAAUUAAUGAAUAUUUGCAAGAUUAAAGAUGGAAAUAAUAACGAUGAAGACUCUAAAAAAAGAUACGAUGAUAAAAGAGGCAGUGAAAGAAGUAGAAGAGAAAGAAGUUCUGAUAGACAUAGGGAUAGAAGCUCUGAGAGAUAUAGAGAUAGAGACUCAAAAUAUAAAAGAAGAUACAGCAAAUCUAGAUCAAGAUCAAACGAUAGAAAACUUAGAGAUAAGAAUAGAGUUAGUAAGUUUGAUAAUAAUAACCAAGACAAAGAACAAAAAAGAGAAAGAGAAGAGGUUAAAAAUGAAUAGAAUUAGGAUUUGGAAAAAAAGCAAAAUAGUGAAGACGCUUAGAAAAAAGAAGAAAAAGAGCCAUCAAGCAAAGUUAAGGAAAACAAAGAUAAAAGAAAAAGAAGCGACAGUAGAGAUAAUAACAAAAAGUAAGACAAAAGAAGAGAUAGAUCUGAGUCAAAGAGCAAAAAUUAAAAAUCAUCUUCUCGUCAUGAAAAACACAAGAGAAGAAGUUAAUCUCCUAAAUAAAAGAGAGGUAGCUCUUAAACAAAAAAUGAAUCAAAAAAAUCUACUAAACAUUCUAGAAGCAGAUCAAGAGAAAGAGAAAGAGAUAGGGAAAGAGAUAGAGAUAGAAAAGAUAACAGAAAGAGUAAUAAAGAUAGCAGAAAAUCAACUUCAAGAGAUAAAAAAUAACAUAGAAAGAGCUCAUCUAAAGAUAGAAAAAAACAAGAUGAAUAAAAUAAUAAGUCAAACAAAGCCUCAGAGUUACCAAAGAAAAGUGAUAAAUAAGCUGAUAAAGAUUCAAAGGCUAAAACUGAUAAACAAUUAGCAGAAAAACAAAGCGAAAACUAAGUCAGUAAAAGAGAAGAGAAAGAAACAAACCAAAAAGCUAAAUAAACUAAAGAAAAAAAGAGAAAAGAAAGUGUAUCUUCAAAUUCAUCUUCAUCUUAAUCUUCAAGAUCUUCAUCUUCUUCAAAUUCAUCUAAUUCAAGAUCAUCUUCUUUUUCUUCUUCUUCAUCUUCUCAAAGCAGUAGUUGA
Messenger RNA from Tetrahymena thermophila SB210, 2331 nucleotides. RefSeq names its product FHA domain protein. Gene Ontology annotation, molecular function: protein binding; ubiquitin protein ligase activity; RNA binding. The transcript has 2 exons. Gene Ontology annotation, cellular component: nucleus. The record is from RefSeq and is a predicted model, not a curated record. Gene Ontology annotation, biological process: protein ubiquitination; ubiquitin-dependent protein catabolic process; mRNA processing. Lineage: Eukaryota; Ciliophora; Oligohymenophorea; Hymenostomatida; Tetrahymenidae.